Molecule: messenger RNA, 429 nt
Organism: Sciurus carolinensis (gray squirrel)
Lineage: Eukaryota; Metazoa; Chordata; Mammalia; Rodentia; Sciuridae
Product: metallothionein-2-like
Exons: 3
Coding region: 117-302 (61 amino acids)
Molecular function (GO): metal ion binding
Source: RefSeq, a predicted model, not a curated record
CCCGGCCCGCCCCCGACUAUAAAGGGAGUAGGCGGCUUCCCAGGCUCCAGCACGCGUUCCAGCAGCUGCCUUUCCCGCUCACCCUGUACUGGGACCUCAACUCACUUCCAUUCAAAAUGGACCCCAACUGCUCCUGCGCCACUGGCGACUCCUGCACCUGUGCUGGCUCCUGCAAAUGCAAAGAGUGCAGAUGCACCUCCUGCAAGAAGAGCUGCUGCUCCUGCUGCCCUGUGGGCUGUGCCAAGUGUGCCCCGGGCUGUGUCUGCAAAGGAGCAUCGGACAAGUGCAGCUGCUGCGCCUGAGGUGGGGUGAACCCUGCUCCCGUGUGUGCACACCUGAAUUUCUUGUCCUUGUCUCCAGACCCGUUUGAAUCAUUCCUUUUUUCACGAAGCAUGUGAAUGAUAAUAAAAGCUGUGUACUUAAUUUUGA